GAUAUCUGACUGUUGAUUUGCUGCGGGUGACGCUGACGUCUGUCGGUCCGUCUUCGCCGCACACUCGACCUCCGCUGCCUGUCGCCUUCCGCUCGGUCGAAACAAAUGAUCAGCACCGAGACAGCUGCAACGGCAAUAACUCGACCCCGGCCCACCAUGUCCAUGGCAGCUAUCCUUUUCUCCUUUAGUAACCCCACCACUCUUUAAAAAUUCCGCCUAAAAAGAAAAAGCGUGCUGUCCCCUCUGGUGGCUUUUCAGCAGACGUGUAUAACAACUAUCCAGAGGAUCUAGGGGCAGCUCUAUACCGAGAGCCAUUUGAUUUCAACGCGGAGCCACCUUGGGAUCCUAGCUGAUAGUGGACGAGUUCAUCCCAGGACUCAUCCAUUUUGUUGCAUAAGUCUAGGACCCCAGGGGCUCGAGAGGGAGCGAGCAAGACUACUUUGGACUAGCCACAUUCUUUAUGCCUGUCGGAUUAGAAGAAAACGGUUGAGAGGAUGAAAGGAAUCACUGAUGAACCACAGUACUCUGUUGGCCUUCUGGAGGGAGGCACGGCCCUCUGUGACGUGAUUGACAAUCACAUUUAUGAACAAACUCUGUCUGAGAAGAAUGCAUUCUUCGUAGCAGACCUGGGAGUUAUAAUGAGGCAGCAUGUUCGCUGGCGAACCCACAUGGCCCAAAUUCGACCCUACUAUGCUGUCAGAUGCAACAGCAGCCCAACUGUUAUUGAAGUUCUUGCUGCCCUCGGCACUGGUUUCAUUUGCACCAACAAGUCUGAGCUGGAGCUCGUGCAGAGUCAUGGUAUUCCCCCUGAAGACAUCAUCUACAGUGGCGUUUGCAAACAAGUGUCCCAGAUUAAAUACGCUGCUAAGAACGGCAUCGACCUCCUGGUGUGCGAUAAUGAAGCGGAGCUCCGCAAGAUUUCUCGCUGCCACCCCAAUGCCAAGCUGCUGCUACAGGUUUCGACAGAAGCAUCCAGCCAGAUCGAUGAGAUGAGCAUGACUUUUGGCUGCUCCCUCAAGGACUGCAGGCAUCUCCUGGAGAAGGCUAAGGAGUUGGGUGUGCAGGUGGUUGGAGUCAGGUCUCACAUUUCAAGCUCCUGUGAGGAUAACCAGGUGUACAUUCAUGCCAUAUCUGAUGCCCGUUGUGUCUUUGAUAUGGGGGAGGAAAUUGGCUUCAACAUGAAAAUCCUGGACAUUGGAGGCGGCUUCAGUGGCUCUGAGACUCAGCUGGAACUGAUCAAUAGUGCCGUCAUGUCCAUGGUGGACCUGUACUUCCCUCCUUCUACUGGAGUUUCCAUCAUUGCGGAGCCUGGCAGCUUCUUUGUGUCCUCAGCUUUCACUCUGGCUGUGAACGUCAUCUCCAAGGAGGUGGUGGCACGCGAUUGCCAGGACCAAGCACACGAUGAUCCAUCCCCGAAUGAUGAGCCAGAGUUCCAGUACUACAUGAACGAGGGAGUGUACGGAUCAUUUGCCAGUAAACUCUCUGAAACACUGAUCGCUGCUCCAUCUGUCUACAAGCAGAACACAUCCCUGGACACUCCGGUGUUCAGCAGCAGUCUGUGGGGUCCGUCCGGGGAUGACCUGGACCAGGUAGUGGAGCACUGUCUGUUGCCUGAGCUCAACAUCGGAGACUGGCUCAUGUUCACCCAAGCGGGGUCCUACAGUCUGGGUCAGCCACUCUGCACCUCCACUGACUCACCAACACCCCCUGUAUACUACGUCAUCUCCUCUAGAGACUGGUUCGAGAUGCAGGACACCGGUGUCACCCACGAGGCUUCACUGAAGAACUUCUCAUUGGUCCCUUAUUUCCUCAAUUCCUGCCAAACAGAGGCUGCGCUGUCUGUCCCAGCUUAGAAAUCAUUAAACCAGGAAGACUUUUUAUCUUUCCUUCACUGGUUUCCUGCUGCUAGCUUCUUCUGGCCUACAUUCCACUGGGAUGAACUGAACCGACUGCAGAUAGUGCUUUAAAUUGCUGGGACCAGCCUGAAUUCAUCUCACAAACCCUGAUGUAAAGUAUAGUACGUGAUUAGACCCGGAAACCCUAAAGUAGAUGUUAAUUUGUAUGCAACAAAAUGGAUGACUCCACAAAGACGGAUGCGUCCUUCCCUUUGCUUUGGGCCUCCCACAGCACCACAGUUUACACUCGUACAGUAGACAUAUAAUGAUUUUAAAUGAUUAUAUUUGACAAAUGUAUUAUCUUUAUCUCCAUUGCUGUUGCCAGUCUUGUAAAAUAAGAUAUGUAUCCCUGAGUGAAGCAGUGUAUUUAAAGAGAAACACAGUUCUGAGAUGUUAAAGGCUGCUUUGCUACAAAGUGUGUAUUUAUGAUUUUAAUUGGUUGUAUAGUUUAUUUAGUGUGAAUUUGAUUCAUCAUUACAUUUAAAUCUGUCGUCCUUCUCAGUGUUUUCAAACGGAAACUCGUUUACUCAUCCGUCUGAUGCAGUAAAUGAAGCCGGUGUGAUCCGGUGAAAUCCACUUUAGUGCAGUUUGGUCUGGUGUUGGUUGGGAGGCUAACGGCUCAGUGUUCACCAGUAAGCUGGUGUUUCAGUGUUUUUCUUGAAAGUGCUGAGUAGCUUGCUUGGACCAGCAGGUAACUGCUAUGCCUACAACAUAGCACAGCAGGUUUAUUAUACAGCAUGUGCUGCAGAUGGUACAAGGGAAGUGUUGAUGGGUAAUGAAUCGGCUGACGUAGAAUGGGAUCUUUUAAAAAAAACAUUUUUAAUGCUAGAUCCUUUUUUUGCUAUUUCUAUUAAGAUUUCUAUUGAAUUUGUUUCAAAAUGUAAAUGUUUUUUCAACAUUUAUGACUUUUGAAAGAUUAUUUCCUAACUGGAAGUAAUGUUGCAAAGUGUAUAUGAUAUCUUUGAAGUGUCCCAAUCUGUGUCUAAGGCAUGAUGAAUUAUCAGGCAUUUGCCUGUUGUAAACUUGUAUUUGUGCUUGUCAACAUGAACAGUAAUAAACACCUCAUUGACUGGACUGUGAA
Messenger RNA from Larimichthys crocea (large yellow croaker), 2976 nucleotides. RefSeq names its product antizyme inhibitor 1. The transcript has 12 exons. Lineage: Eukaryota; Metazoa; Chordata; Actinopteri; Sciaenidae. Bases 495 to 1853 code for a protein of 452 amino acids. Gene Ontology annotation, cellular component: cytoplasm. The record is from RefSeq and is a predicted model, not a curated record. Gene Ontology annotation, molecular function: ornithine decarboxylase activity; ornithine decarboxylase activator activity. Gene Ontology annotation, biological process: positive regulation of polyamine transmembrane transport; negative regulation of protein catabolic process.